UAGCUCUGAGACACUAUCAGAGCUGAUGAGUGGACCAACGUGGUCAUUUUCCUUCUGCCACCUGCAACUGGACACCAAACUGAAAGGGACACAGUACAAAUAACACCUGGAAAUAUGGAAAACCUGAUUGUUCCUCGCCUGCUUCACACUCAGUGAUCAGAAGUCGUGUCAAACGUGAACCAGACUCCAGAAACAACAAACCAGAAAGAAGCCGAAGAGUCUCAGAGCUUGAGGAGACCAAAUAUCAGCCAACCCUUAAAGAAGAACCAUCUGAUGCCAGCUUGGAUGUUCUGAUUUUGAAGUUUGUCCAACAGCAACAGAAUGCUUUAAAGAGAGCAACUCCUAAAGAGGGAGCUUCACCAAGGACAAGAGGUGUAUUUGGAGAAUUCCCAAAGAAAAAGACACUUCUUCAUUUAAACUAGACAAAAGGUGACGUAUUCAUGGAUAUCUUUGGCGGUGCUCCUCGUGUUCUGGGCUACCCUCGGCCGGUUCUGGCACAAUGUGGAACAGAUGCAACGCUGAAGUGCCAGAUCGGUGGAGACCCUCGUCCAGAUGUGAUCUGGGAACGUAAAAAUGUCCAGAUCUUGUCUGAAGGACGCUACAAGCUCUCCGAGGAGGGGAAAGUUUACUUGCUGACCAUUACUGGAGUGACCCAGCAGGAUGCAGGCCAGUACAUCUGCAAGGCCAGAAAUAGUGUCGGUGAAACCUAUGCAGCAGCUUCGCUCAAAGUGGAAGGAGAGAACCAGGAACAGGAUGGAAAUCUGAGCCAAUCAAGGGUCAUUGGUGUGAAGCAACCCAUGAAAGAAAAUGGGGAAUGUGCCGGACAGCUAAAUGGCUUCUGCAAUGUGCAAAAUGGUGAAAACAGGAAAGAAAAUGGGCAGGAAAUGAAUGGAGAGCACAAGUGGAAUGGAAGGUUAACUGAAAAGCAAGAAGAGGUUGAUUUAACGCCUGAUGACAAACCGAGGUUCCUCAUUAAACCUUUGUCUCUGCGGGUGGAUCGGGGAGAAGACGCUGCCUUCUCCUGUAAAAUCUGGGGCACACCUUUACCUGAGGUGACCUGGGAGAAGGACGGGAAGAAGCUCGGCGACAUCUUCGAGAGUUCGCACUUCAGUGUGAGCAACCAAGAUGGCGGCUGGUUCCAGCUGAAGAUCUACUCGACACGCAUGCCGGAUAAAGGUGUCUACACCUGCAAGGCCGUCAACUGCCAAGGCGAGGCCUUGGCCGGUGCCGUCCUUCUGGUCGAGCCGGUACCAGAGCGAGAGGACAAUAAGAUGUCCUCCAACAGUCACACCAACAGCCAGUGGUCACCGAAGCACCGGGCCGGGCGGCUCGGUUUGUCCAGGGUCACCGAGGAGCCUCCUGUCAACGCAUCCAAAGUCAAGAAGUUCGCAGUAGCCGAGGGGAAGCAUGCAAAGUUUCGCUGCUUUGUGACAGGGAAGCCGAAACCCGAGAUCAUCUGGAAGAAAGACGGGGUUCCCCUGGAGCCCGACAGACGUCACCUGAUAUUUGAGGACAGAGAGGGCUACUACACACUGAAGGUUCUGUACUGUAAAGUUCAGGAUACCGGACUGUAUGUGUGUGCUGCAUCCAACACUCUGGGAAACACUCUGAGUGCUGUUCACCUGACUGUCAAAGGUCCAGCUGUGCGGUUCAGCCGUCCGCUGAAGGACGUGGAGGUGAAGGAGAGGGAUGUCGCCGUGUUGGAGUGUGAGGUUCCUGAUGAGUCGCUGCCGGCUGCCUGGUACCUGGAGGACCAGAGGCUGAUGCCCAGCAGCAAAUAUGGGAUGGAGCAGAAAGGAACCAAACGAAGACUCACCAUCCACGAUGUUGGGACGGACGACGAUGGAGUCUACCUCUGUGAGAUGCCUGAUGGAGCAAAAAGCAUCGCUGAACUGUCAGUUAAAGGAACUAUAGUUCGUAAACUUCCUCGGAAGCUGGAGGUCCUGGAGGGUGAGAACGCAGCGUUCUGUGUGGAGGUGGAGAGCGACGACAUGGAGGUCCACUGGUUCAAAGACGGUUUAAAGCUGCACGAGACACACCAAACGAUUCUCAAGUCUUUUGGCAAAACUCACAUCCUUGUCUUCGUCAACGUGGCCUAUCAAGACUCUGGCGUUGUGACGUUUGUUGCAGGAAGAUCCAAGACUUCAUCACGCCUAAAAGUCAAAGCCACCAGACACUGUCCUCCUAUCUGUCCGGUGGGAGUCAAAAUGGACAUAGAUCGGCCCAACAGUGCUCUGCUCACCUGGGUUCCUGCCCCAAACAGCCAGACCUCCACUCGCUCCAUCUUUGUGCUGGAGAUGAAAGAGGUGGGUUCCCAGGAGUGGCAGAAGUGUUUCACCUCGGAGACGUCCACGUCGGCGGAGGUCAUCGGCGACAGCGUGCCAUGUGAAGGCGACUACCGCUUCCGAGUCUGCUGCGUCAACAAGUAUGGACGAAGUGGCCACGUGGAGUUCCCCAAAGUGGUCCAUCUGGUCCCUGGACCAAAGAUACGUAGUCGCCUCCAAAGCUGUGAGGUGGAGGAAGGAGAAGACGCUCGCUUCUCCAUCGAACUGUCUGCCACAAUGGUUGGAACCUGGUUUUUAAAUAGCGCCCAGCUGCAGCACGGCGGACGAUAUUCAGUCCGACAGACCCAAACACAACACUCACUGGUGAUCCACGAGGCUCAAACAGCAGAGGACACAGCAGAGGUCACGUUCAUCGCCAACGGAGUCCGCGAUUCAGCUGUGCUCAGAGUUAAACCUGCUGUAGUCAAAUUCCAGCCUCAGUCGGAGUUCGACAGCAACAAGAAGGUGGAGGCAGGUGAAGCCAUUGUCCUCUACUGUGAAGUGUCCCACCCUUUUGCUAAAGUGUCCUGGUGCAAAGAUGGGAAGGAGCUCCAGGUGACCGAAGGACUGAACAUCCAGUCAGAUGGGAAUAUGAGGAGGAUUGUAAUCCAGUCUGCUGAUGCAUCUCACUGUGGAGUUUACACGUGUGAAACUUCAGGGGACGUCAUCAAAUUCAACGUGGAUGUUGCAGGUCCUCCAGUGGAGUUCAGUCCAGUCCCAGAGGAUGAGCUCCAUAAGUCCAGCAUGGAGCUGGACCCAGUGGUGCUGCUCUGCCACGUCUCCAGAGACGAUGCUGAAGUUGUUUGGUACAAGGACGGCUAUGAGAUCCAGCCUAACGACAACAUCACCCUGCAGGCUGAGGGAACCAUGAGGAGGUUGAUCAUCCGCUCAGCAGACACCUCAGAUGCUGGAACCUACACUUGCCAAGCAGGAAACAACAGCAUGGAGUUCACCGUCAAUGUCAGAGAACCUCCAGCGAUGAUUGUGGAGCCCAAGGAUGAUGUAGUGAUGGAGAGCUACAUCUCAGAGGAGAUCCAGCUGCAGUGUGAGUUGUCUCGUUCCAGCGGGAAGGUUCGCUGGUUCAAGGAUGGCCAGCAGCUGGAGGAAAGCGACAACAUCCAGCUGAUAUCAGAAGGUCCUUACAGGAGGUUGACCAUCGUCUGUGGCUCGGCGGAGGAUGGUGGAGAGUACGUCUGUGAAACGGAUGGAGACUCCGUCUUUUUCCAGCUCACUGUUACAGAGCCACCAGUGAGAAUCAUUUCUCCCAGUGAAUCAGAGUUAGAAGUGACCCGUUUGGCUUCAGAAAGGCUGGAGCUCAGCUGUGAGAUUUCCCAGGUGGAUGCUCCAGUCCGGUGGUACAGAGACAGCAUGGAGGUGGAGGAGAGUCAGAACCUGAUCCUGGAGGUGGAUGGAGCCCACCGUCGGCUGGUCAUACCUUUAACCACUGUGGAUGAUGCAGGCGAGUAUGUAUGUGACACUGAGGAUGACUCUGUGGCCUUCCUGGUGACUAUUACAGAGCAACCAGUGACGCUUACUCGUCCUAAAAACACACCCGACAAACUCGAGAGUUUUGCCGGCAAACCAAUUGUUCUAGAGAUCGAGGUCUCCCGACCUACAGCAGAAGUCACUUGGUGGCUAAAUGGUAGAAAAAUAGAGCAAAGCAGUAAUGUCACCAUCACAGAGGAUGGACUCAUCCGCCGUCUAACCAUCCAUGCUCCCACUCCAGAGGAUUCCGGGAAAUACACCUGCGAUGCUGUCGAUGAUACAAUUGAUUUCCAGGUCAAAGUUUCAGAGCCACCAGUGAAGAUCCUAAGAAAGUCCGAGGUCAAUACAAAUCUAAAGUUCCUGAUUUCUGAUGACAUCGUGCUGGAGUGUGAGCUCUCCAGAGCUAAUGCUGCUACCAAAUGGUACAAAGACGGCUGCCGUGUUGAGGGUGAUGAAAGGUUCUGCGAAGAGGAGGAAGGAUCUUUCCGUUCGCUGGUCAUCCUCAAUGCUGAACUCAAAGACUCAGGAGAGUAUUUCAUGGAUGUUGGAGACGACAGUAUCAGCUUCCAGGUUACAGUAGAAGAGCCUCCAGUGACUAUUGUAGGAAACUCUAGUGACCCCGAUUACCAGGAGAUGGUGGCCGGUGAUGACCUGAUCCUGGCCUGUGAGGUGUCCCGUCCCAACGCCCCAGUUCAGUGGUUCUGUAAUGAUCAGCUGCUCACUGAUGAUUCUAGAACCUACAUCGAGAGCUACGGGACUCUGAGGAAAAUCAUCAUCUCACGUGUCACGUCUUCAGACUCUGGAAAAUACAUUUGUGACGCUGUGGAUGACAAGAUGAUCAGCAUUGUCCGGAUUCAAGAUGCUCCAGUUACAUUUGUAAACAAGGAGGAUGACAUUGUGGUGACGGGUUAUGAAGCAGAGAGUGUGGAGUUGACUAGCUAUGUGUCAAAGGACAGUGCUCUGGUGCGCUGGAUGAAAGACUGGACACCUGUCGAAGGCGAACGCUUUAAAUCUCUCAUGGAGGGCCAUAAACGCACUCUGAUGAUCGAGCCUCUGAGGCGGUCCGAUGCCGGCGAGUACACCUGCGAUGUCAACACAGACCAGAUGCACUUCAGCCUGCUGGUGAAAGAAAUGCGAAUUAAGUUCACGAGGCCCCUUCAGGAUACUGUGGCUCACGCUGACGGUAUGGUGACCCUUCGCUGUGAGGUGUGCAAACCAAAAGCAGAUGUCCAGUGGCUGAAGAACGGCAUGGAAAUGGUUCCAAGCAGGAGGUUCACUAUUCGGGCAGAUGGAGUCGAACGGAGCUUGACCAUCCAUCGUUUAACCGGAGAGGAUGCAGGAGAGUACGCCUGUGAGUCCAGAGAUGACCGGACCGUUGCCAAACUGAAAGUAGAGCUGCCCAGAGUGGUGGAGUUCCUCACCGAGCUCCACAACACGACUGUGCUAGAAGGUGAAGACGCCACCUUCAAAUGUGUUGUUUCUCCUGAUGACGUCCAGCUGGUCUGGCUCAUGGACAAUGAGCCUAUCACCAUGGGAGAUCGUUUCCAGGCAACCCAGAAUGGCCUGUGCCACACUUUGCUGAUUAAAAAGUGCCAGAUAUUGGACUGUUCAAAGAUUACUGCAGAGGCUGAGGGGAACAUGAGCAAAGCAAGUCUCAAAGUUCAGGAGGCUCAGGUCAUGUUCACUAAGAAAAUGGAGGCUGUUAUGGCGGAAGAGUUUGGUGAUGCCACCAUGGAGACAGAGAUCAGCCUGGAGACAGGGGAGGUCCAGUGGAUGAGGCAGGGGGUGGUCAUCCAGUCUGGACCCCGACACACUGUGGCCCAGAAUGGCUGUAAACGCAGUCUCACCAUCCACAACCUGACGAUGUCCGACCGGGGAACCUACCGCUGCGAGACUCUUCAUGACCGCACGCAGGUCAAACUCAAUGUAGAACCCCGUAAAAUCACCAUCUGCAAAGGCCUGACUGACCAAGAAACCCUGGAACGAGAGACGGCGUCCUUUGAGGUGGAGCUGUCCCACACCGAUGUGGAGGGCAUCUGGCAGAAGGACGGCAUCCGGGUGAAGCCAAACAACCAGUGGCGGGUCAGCACCAACGGCCGGGUCCACGGCCUCACCCUGUCCAGCCUCACCCUAGAGGACACCGGCAGCAUCGUGUUCUCAGCUGAAGGAGUGCGCACCUCAGCCAGGCUCAUCGUGAAAGAGACACCAGUGUCCAUCCUGAAACCGCUGACUGAUGUCCGUGUGGAGGAGGAAUUUCCCGCCACUCUGGAGUGUGAAUUAUCCAGACAAAAUGUUGAAGUCAGAUGGCUCAAGAACGGGAUGGAGCUGAAGCCAGGGAAGAACUGUCGGAUCUACUCCAUGGGUCGGAAGCGGUUCUGUCAGAUCAUGCAGUGUUGUCGUGCCGAUUCUGGCUCCUACACCUGUGAUACAGGAGAAAUCAACACUUCAUGUACACUGGAGGUUUAUGAGCAUGAGCUGCAGAUAGUGCAGGACCUGGAGGAUCUGUACAUCCAGGAGGACCAGAACGCCGUCUUCAUGUGUGAGGUUUCUCUGGAGGAUGUGACCGGGGAGUGGUUCAAGGACGGACACAAGAUCCGACCCACCAACACCAUCAAGACUCGGACUGAAGGGACCAAACACUUCCUGCUGAUGUGUAACGUCACAGCUGAAGAUGCUGGAGAAAUCCGCUUUGCAGCCAGAGACAUUGAAUCCACAGCAUACCUGGAGGUAGAAGAGCUUCCGGUGUCCAUAGUAAAACCCCUGAGAGACCGAACAGCACUGGAGAAACACCGCGUGAUCCUCGAAUGCACCGUUUCGUCGCCUCGCUGCAGCGCAACGUGGUACAAAGGCAGAGAGGAGCUGGUUCCCACAGACCGGUUGGAGAUCCUGGCUGACGGCUGCUGCCACAAACUGGUGAUCCAGCAGGUGGCCGUGGAGGACGAGGGCACCUACAGUGUCGAGGUGGGCGAGCACACGUCCAAGGCCAAGCUCCUGGUGGAAGCUCAGGCCCUGGUGAUGGUCCAAGAUCUCGAGGACAUCGAGGUGAUGGAAUCAGAACCGGCAUCUUUCCAGUGUGAGGUGUCGGUUGCCAUAAACAAGCCUCCUGUUUGGACUCUGAAUGGAGAAAACCUUCAGCCGGGUCCUUCAGUCCGCCUGGAGAACCAUGGGACGCUGCAUAAACUCAUCCUGAAGAACACCAGCGUGGACAUGAGCGGGACGGUGAACUUCACUCUGGGGAAGGCGAAGAGCAGCGCAAUGCUCAGCGUGGUGGGAAACUAAAGAGAAGACUGAGGAAAGAAAGUGACUCUAGAAGGAGAGAAGAAAGUGAAAAGACUGAUUGUGAUGAUGGGAAUCACUGAUUAACCCUAAAACUGCACCUUCUUUUUCUGUGGUGACUUCAAUGAAAGGUUUCGGGCGAUCUUAGACAGCCCGAAUAUGUGCCGCCAGUCAAGAUAUUAUUCAUUUUUUACAGUGUAGAUUAUAUUUAUUUGCCUGAUAAAGAUUUCUAGUUGACUUCCUUCUUGAUUUUGGUGAAAAAUCAAAGUCUUUCAAAAAAUGUUCUCUAAGGAAGUAAUCAUUAAACUCAAACUAUGAACAAGGUGUUAAUAUUUUCUAAUAUCGAUAUGCCAAAAAAUAAUAAUUAUAGAGACACCAUGGUGGGAUCUUGUUUUAAUCUCAAGGUAAAGUGAAUCUGCAACAAAAAAUGCAAAAGAAAGUCAAUCUCCAGAGUGAGAAGAUGCUGCUUUUCUCUGUCUUAAGGGACAUUUUAAAAACACACUGCAACAGGUACUGAUCUGAUGUAAUGAAUCCAAUCCUUUCAUGCAAUGGAGUCAUUUAAAACCAGAUCGUUCACGAUAAUUAUUCCAAACCAGCAAAGACUCUCCCAAACCUUCUCUAUAUUUCUGUAGAAUCAUUAUCUUUUCCUUCAAACACAAGGGCACAAAAAUAUAUUUUGUCCUUUAUUUCUAAGUGAAGAUGUAACUGUUCAGUCCAGUCGAUGGUUUUAUUCUGAUCAGUGCAUAGAAACACACAUUAAUGAAGUAAUACUGGGAGAUAAUCAUUAAAAUUAAAUUACUGUGCACAAUAAACCGCACUAUGAAGCUUUAAUGGUGACUUCUACUGGUUACAUUUCCCCUGUAAAUAUUGGUUUCCAAUAAAAAUGUAGGACAUUAAAUGAAAUUAGUAUUUUUUUCUCAGACCAUGAGCCAAACAUUUCACUUUAGUAGCUCUUAAAUAAUGUUCCAGUUUUAUUACAUCUACAUUCUGAAGGUUUUUAUAUGGGGUUUGUUUACUUAUGAAUUACAGCGUGAUUUACAGAACAGCUUGUUCCAAAAAACGUGGUGAUUUUUUGAAUUUAUUUUUUGCUGGCUGUGGACAGUAUUUUCAGAUUCAUGGAGCUACCAAAGCAAAAACAUUUGACUCAAAUACACUACACAUGAAAAGUUUGGACAUACCUUC
Messenger RNA from Amphiprion ocellaris (clown anemonefish), 8267 nucleotides. RefSeq names its product obscurin like cytoskeletal adaptor 1a (gene obsl1a). Lineage: Eukaryota; Metazoa; Chordata; Actinopteri; Pomacentridae. Gene Ontology annotation, molecular function: protein binding. The record is from RefSeq and is a predicted model, not a curated record. The transcript has 25 exons. The coding region runs from base 441 to 7088 and encodes 2215 amino acids.